This is a messenger RNA of Aspergillus uvarum CBS 121591, 657 nucleotides long. RefSeq lists its product as uncharacterized. The record is from RefSeq and is a predicted model, not a curated record. NCBI's taxonomy places the organism in Eukaryota, Fungi, Ascomycota, Eurotiomycetes, Eurotiales, Aspergillaceae. The coding region runs from base 1 to 546 and encodes 181 amino acids. The transcript has a single exon.
AUGGCGAGGUCCAACGAUAUCUUUUAUACUUUCCCUCAGCAUUAUUACGGCUACCAGGAAAUGAAAUUUGCCACGGAACAUGUUGCAAUGUGGUUGAAGGAAAAUGUGAAAGAGGAGCGCCAUAAGGUUAUAAUAAGUCUCUCGGAACAUCCUCUCGACGUAUGGCAAUACGCACAUUGCGCCGAACUCCUCAAAGUCUCGGUAGCUCCCAAGAUCAUGAUCUCCUUCUCAAUCGGGUUUCGACCUCACUACGCUAUCUGGGCACGUAUGCAAAGGGUCGAGAGCGAAUACUUACAGAUGCUCAACGAUGGUCACAAUUGGACCGAUGAGACGUGGAAGGACUUCCGAAGCCAUGUUCACUUCCUCCAAGAACUAAUGAGGGCUCAUGACAUUCUGCUGCGCCCAAUGACCGGUGACUCUAUGCGAUGCCCCAGAAGCUGGACCUGUUGGCAUAGACCUAGGCGAAUUUGUAGUGUGGAUUUCCCAUGGAUUGACUGCACGAGAGACAAGUUGGCUCUGAGACGGGCAGAAGAGCUUGCUGAUUGAAUGGUAGCUUUUUUCUGAGUAAACCAGAGCGGAAAUCAUUGGGCUGCUUUGUUUUUGUUGCGGGAGGAAUCGGAUUGUUGCUCAAUUUACAUGCUUGCGGGUUGUUGUUUC